Parnassius mnemosyne (clouded apollo) is the source of this 1764-nucleotide messenger RNA. NCBI's taxonomy places the organism in Eukaryota, Metazoa, Arthropoda, Insecta, Lepidoptera, Papilionidae. The record is from the annotation of a GenBank genome assembly.
AUGGACACAGGCUCAGAAUCAUUCCAAUCAACACAGGAUACUCCAAACUCCGUCCUUUCAUCUGAUUUUGAAGACCAUGUUGAAAACAACUCAGUCUUAAGGCUAUCGGAACCAGAAAAAUGUAUCAAUACAAAAGUUAUCAAGUUAAAAGAAGAAUUCAAUGAUAGUUUAGUGUCAAAAAUGUCUAAUUUGACCCUUAAAACAACACCAGACAAUCCUAGGCCAAAGCACCUUGGAAUAAGCCCACCCAAAUUGAGUUCUACACUAACACUUACCACUAACCAUCCACUAAUGGGCUUGGGAAGUCCAGAUGAGAACUUUCCAGAUUUAAUACCAAAGAAAUUACAUAAAGCUGAAGAUGAAAAGGACUUAAGUUUGUCUAGUAUAGAAGAUGAAAGAAAUGUCAACCACACUAAUGGAUAUGAAUUCUACAGUCCUCAGCUAAAUACAUCAAAAAAUAAUCUUUAUUUCUCAGAAAACUUUGUGACAGGUGAUAGUCAACUUCUUAGUGAAUCUUUAAAUGUAGUUCCACCAGAUAUUGCAAGAGUUGAGCAAAUAAAUCAGAAAGAAAGGCGAAAGAUAGUUCCCAGGUUUAUUGAGACACCAAAGAAAGCAUUAUUAACACCCAAAAAUAAUCAAAAUCAAGUGCCAGAUGGAGAAAGAGAUGAUAGUGCCAUAAUAAAUUAUAUUGAAGAAAGGACUAAAAAAAUAUCUAGUCAGAGUACACCUAAAAAUAAUACUGAUGCUAUAAAUAUAACAGAACCUGAAGAAUUUCAUUCUGGGGUUGCAGAGUGGUGUGAAUCCCCAUCACAUUUACGUUCCAUACCAAAUUUUGAACUCCCUAUUGAAAUGUCAAGUACUAUAGGGAUUCAGAAUGAUUUAGAUACUCCAGAUGUAGUAUCCUCAUCCACUCAAGAAGAUAAAUCUGCAUACCAAGCAUUGUUAGAUCCUUAUACGGGCUGUGUGGCACUAUGCCAUAGAACUCCAAAAAGUCCAGGACCUCAACGAAGGAAAAUUCAUGUGCCCCCAGAAUAUGACCGCUGCAGUCUGGAUAGUGUGAGUGGAGGCUCAUUAGAUUCCGAAGAUGAACCACCAGAACCAGAACCUGUGUCUGAGGAUCAAGCACAGCCUGAUAGUGAGGCGGAGGAUGAUAAGAGGUCGAAAUCAACGAAUACGGUUAGCGAAAGCAGCGACCCCAUACCGGAGUACUCAGCUGCGGAGGAACUGCAGGAUGAACGAUCGUGGUUGACUGUACAGCAUAGCGGCCAUAAUGCGACCUGUGAUAUGAAAGUAAUUGAACCAUACAAGCGUGUGCUAUCCCACGGCGGUUAUGAAAGCAGUGGCGCGGCCAUAAUAGUGUUCAGUGCCUGCCAUCUUCCAGACACCGCGCGCCCAGACUACCGUUACGUUAUGGACAACUUGUUUCUCUAUGUAAUUUGGACUUUGGAACGGCUAGUGACAGAUGAGUAUGUGUUAGUGUAUCUACACGGUAGCGCGGGAAGGAGACGGCUGCCUACCUUCGCCUGGUUACAUGAGUGCUAUAAAUUAAUUGAUAGAAGAUUGAGGAAAAGUCUGAAACAUUUGUACCUGGUACAUCCUACAUUUUGGUUGAAGUCAUUUGUCGUAAUAACGAAGCCUUUCGUCAGUUCAAAAUUCUUCCGCAAGUUGAGUUAUGUAAGAAGUUUGAGUGAGUUAAUGCAGCAAGUGCCUGUGGAGCCCAAUGCCAUUCCUGAGAUUGUUAAGGAGUACGAUGCCACUCGCUGA